Phytophthora nicotianae INRA-310 is the source of this 1137-nucleotide messenger RNA. RefSeq lists its product as hypothetical. Bases 1 to 1137 code for a protein of 378 amino acids. The record is from RefSeq and is a predicted model, not a curated record. The transcript is spliced from 2 exons. NCBI's taxonomy places the organism in Eukaryota, Oomycota, Peronosporomycetes, Peronosporales, Peronosporaceae. Gene Ontology annotation, molecular function: NAD binding.
AUGGCAGCAAAGCUCCGGAUUCCAGUGAUCACGUUUAAGGAGGGGCUGGCCGACGCGGUGAAGCAGCGGCUGCUGGCGACGGAUUCGCCGGCGCGAGCGCUGUUCCAGGCCGGCAGGCUGGAGUUCGUGACGCUGCCCCUGCCAACGUUCCCCCCGUCUCACGGAGUGCAGGCAGCUCCUGGAGACAAAGUUGACGCAGAGAAGGCUGAGCUCGUGGAGAGCAAGUGGGAGCUCACUGAAGAGCAGCAGGAAGUGCUGGCACAGGCCACGAUCGUCUUGGGUGACGCGCACAAUUGCGCGCCACUGCUCCUGACCCCGGAGAUUGGACUGCCGAACAAUAUGCAGCAUCUGCUUAAGAACGUGCAGUGGGUCCAGGGCACGUAUGCUGGGGUGGAGCAGUACCUUAAGCGUCGAAAAGCAGGAACUUUGCCGCCGUCAUUCCAGCUGACACGCGCCGGUGGCAUCAACGGAUUGGCGCAAUACGUCUUCGGCUGGAUCGUGACUUUCGAGCGUAAAUUUCACGACGCAUACGCGAUGCAGAAGCAGAAGGUGUUCGCACAGCAGACUCUAAGAUACCGACCGUUCCAGUCCGUGACCGUGGGCAUCUUGGGACUGGGGGCUAUCGGCCAAGCCAUCGGCAGACUGGCCAAGCUGGCGGGUUUCAAUGUCAUCGGGUUCAAGCGGAAGCUGCGUGGAGAUGAGGAUGAAGCCUUCAAGAACUGCGCCCACCGCGUGUCAACGGACCUCGACGACGUGUUGCGUAUCUCCGACUACAUCGUCAGCAUCUUGCCCAGUACACCCGCGACCAAGUACCUGCUGACCGAGGCGAAUCUCCACAUAUGCUCUGACAAGAAACCCGUCUUCAUCAAUGUCGGCCGUGGCGAUGUCAUCUCGGAGCAGACCAUCGUGCAGGCGCUCGACAGCCAUUGGUUCUCCAAGGUCGUCGUGGACGUGUUUGAGAAGGAGCCAUUGCCCGAGGACAGUCAGCUAUGGGACCACCCCAGAGUCUUCAUGACACCUCACGUCGCUGCGUACUGCUUCAAAGAAGACGUAGCCGACGUCUUCGUACCAAAUCUUGACGCCUACAUCGCUGGCAAGCCGCUGCAAUACCUCGUGGACUGGAUCAACGGCUACUGA